AGAAACCCCGAAAGGCGAAGCCGAUACCAACCAGCAGCCAGAUGUGGCCUGUCGUCAGUCGUGCCUGUCAUACUGAAUUCGUUUUCGCAGCAGCGCGCAGGUGACUUGGCUGUGUCCAGCAAACGCCGGUCGAAUAUAAAAGUGAUCUCUCCAACACGGGGCAAACGGCAAAGAUUCAGACAGAAUGGUAAACGCAAAUAUAUUACACGCCAAAAAGAUGACGACAUAAAAACACAAAAGCAAGUGGAAAACUAUCGGCCGAGAAAAACGAAACGGCGAAACGAACAGUUGCUAUCAGUUACAAAUCCAGUGCGCUGCAAGCAAACCAUCCAAAGUGCGAACCCCGUUUGACCCGAGAAGAACAGAGAGCAGAGUUAAGGAUAAUCGCAAAAUAUCUUGAAAAGUCCUAUCCAAAGUCCUGACGACACGGACAAGUCCGGAAAAUUGACCCCAAAGAAAAAAGACCUCACCGCAAUUCCACUUCCCCAGCACAUACUAGUCCGCAGCAGGGGAAAAACUGCUCAUGUGUGUUAAGUGUGCGUGUGUUUUUGUGUGAGUGUGUGUCUUGGGACGUCGUUUUCCACCAUCAGAGGACAUAGAAAGGCUCGUCAGAGAGUGAGCAAAAGAGAGAGAAAGCUACACCGAGAGCGAUAAAGAGUGGAAUAGGAAAGACUUUUCAUGUACAAUAAGUAGUAUUACAUACAUCAGAGUAAGGCAAGCAACUGUUACGUCUCCAACAUUCGUUCGACAGCCACAGUCAGAACCAGAUUGUACAUCUUGCGCUAAGGCAAACCCCUGUGAAACAACCGACGCAAUCGAAGAAGCUAUCAGCCGUGAUAUCUGGUAAAAAAAAGUGAUUAAACCGAAGAACACAAGCAAGCAAAACCAUUUGCUAGACAUUCCCACAGCUUUCACCCUCGGUAGUGAGGGGUGGUAACAGGCGUCAAACAGGAACGAAUGAAGAGAGAAAUUAGGAUAAUUUAAAUACAACUGCUUCAUAACUAGAACCCUACAGCUAAGCUAGAGACAGUAGUGUGAAUGUGAGCCCGUGAAAUAACUGUUCGUUUAGAGAUAAAGCUGCAGAAAAAAAGCUCGAAGAAAAGUAGUGCCGCGAGCAAAUUGACACAUCUUUGAGGCAUUGCCAGGAUCGAUCAAGAAGGUAGCUUCGUGUUUGUGUCAUCAUCCGUGCUUUCCAAUUCGUGCGUUUGUGUGGUUGUGAUAAGGCCAUAGAAAACUUUCCAGUGUAGACGAGAAAAUUUUGCGCUCUCUCCCGUUUUUCCGAUCGAGAGAGUAAGCUUCACAGAGCGUGAGAGCGAGAGAAGGUUCAGACAAAGAGAGUGAGUUGAUAGUUUGGUGGAAUCACCCCGAAAGGAUUUCCCUUUCGACGCCGGAACGAAAGCGACACGAGGGGUAACGGACGCACGGUGUGGUGGUUCGUGUUUCCACGAUUCUGGAACAAGGCUAGUGGACUCGACUCGGUGUCACUGUGUUAGUCGUGAGCGAUAAAGUGCAUAGACAGGACACGCAGUUACGGGUGUGUUCCUUUUUCGAAAAAAGAGCAAAGAAAUAUCCGACCAUCACUGAUCUACUGCUACUGCUGCCUGGCAAGCAUCUUCAUCAUCAAGAAGUGUCCUGUGUGUGUGUCCUUCUCGAGCGAAGCAAAACAACGGCUGCGCUCCAACCAUUCGCUAUCACUGUUCUCAGUGGACAAAGACUCGCAAGAACACGGUCGGUCGGUGGAGAAAGUAAAGCACACAGCAUUUUCUAGAGCUUACUGCGUAUUUCGCAUACUUUGUCUCGCCCCAUUGCCACGGAGAGUGACUGACCCGUUAUCCUGAAAGUGACCUAUUGCGAGAAGCUGCGCAAAAAGCGUCCACCCUUUCGUGUACCGUGCACAACAAGCAGCUGCCAUCUUUGCUGGUGUAGGACGUUAUUCUAUUUCUGCCAGUGAGCUUUGAGUGAACAAAUCGAACGCCAGGAAGGACGGGCCAGCAUGGAUCAGGACCAGGAUCUGGUGGCACCGAUGGAGGUGAACGGGGCCGAUGAGCAGCAGGGCGGCAGCAUCGACAUCGGGGCAGGGUCCGAUGGGCCACCGAGCAUUAUCGGUGUCGGUCCGCCGAGCCCACUUACCGGGUGCUAUCUGUUGAUUGUCAUCGGUGAGCCACACUCGCAGGACCAUAAGGAUAUCAUUCUCCAACGGCUUAUCAAAGGCUUCCUGUCAUGGGAUGUCGUCGAUUGCCAUGUCGACUUGGAGGACGAGCUGCAUACAAUCACGUUGCAGGCAUUGGAGGGAGAGGAAGGCAAGCAUGGUGAACGAUUGAUUCAGUAUGCCAGCGAAAAUCUGGUUACUGAAAUAUUGAUUCAUCCACAAGUCAACACCUUCAUCCAGUGCAUUCGGAAUCUGCUGAGUAGCUUCACCCGGCACCGCCACAUCAUCCACACCGGAUACACCUUCUCAGGAAACGGGUCGUGGAUAUUACAGGAUGGAACUUUUUCAGUGAUGGAUUUCAUGGAAGCAUUCCAGGAGCACGAGGUGCAACGCGUGCUCCGUGCCUAUCCUGAAACGAUCACGAUGGACAUUCAUUGUGCGCCCGUAGGACAGUGGCACAUGAUUCAGGAAAAGUCCUUCUCACGGCUCUGUCGGCUGCGUUUGAAUCCGGUCGACGUACUGGACUCGGGCAGUGAAAGGUUGAACUCUUUUGUCGCUUAUCUGUCGUCGAUGAUCAUACCGACGGAAAUUUCGGAGCUGCUGGAAAGCUCUGACGUUGUUGGAAACAUCCGUUUCAGCCACCCGACGCUGUACGUCUUCCCAGGAGGCCAGGGAGAUGCAGCACUGUUUGGCAUUAAUGGCUUCAACAUGUUAGUUGAUGGAGGGUUCAGCCGCAAAUCCUGUUUCUGGGACUUUGUGCGCCACCUAGAUCGUCUGGAUGCGGUGCUGAUGACGCGCAUCAACAAUACCAACAUCAAGGGCAUCUCGUCCGUGGUUGAGCGCAAGAGCGAGGCGCACGUCUACCCACAGAUAGGACAUUUCUUUGGCAACAUUCCUGAGCGCAAGGGGCUGCCGAGUCCGGACGGUGAUAAGGAUCGUGACCCGCUGCUGGUAGAUAUACUGCAGGAGGGCCACCAAAUCGUGACGAAUCUGAAAUCGUUAAACUUGAAGGCACAAAACUGCUACCGUGAUGCGGAGCCGAUCAAUCUGUAUCAUAAGGUGGGCCAUGGAACGCUCGAUAUGUACGUUAUCAGUCCGGCCCGAGAUUCGCGCGAGGUGAAGGACUUUCUGGCACGCUGGGCCGCGGCCGACCAGCGGCUGUUUACGAAAGAGGCGAAGGAUGGAAAAGACUUUGCCUUCCCGUUGCAAAAUCUGAUCUCUAUCUGCGCGCUGCUGGUGUGGACGCCAGCCAACCCGGAAGACAAUAUUACACGCAUUCUCUUCCCGGGGUCGGCACCUGAGUACAAGAUUCUCGAGGGAUUGGAGAAGAUGAAGAAUGUCGAGUUUAUGCGACAGCCAGUGUGUCCGGUCAAGUCAAUCACGGCCAACCUCUCAACACCAGUGCUAGUGACGAAGAAGAGCCUGAAGUCGGCCUCGACUGAUCGGAUUAUCGCGGAACCCCUACAUCCGUCCAAGCCCAAGGACAACAAACUGAUUGACAACAAAAUGAGAAUGAUGCAUGCCGAUAACAAGCUGGCCAGCGAUGGGAUGGAUAGCUCUGCGGACGAGAUCAAAAUGGAAAAGCAACUGUCCAAGACAGCGGCCUCGACGACUGUUGCUUCGGCCCGGAUCGAAAGCAAACCCAAAGCUAUUCGUUCUGGCAAACCGAUUACCACAGCCGAGAAGAAACUUGACAACAAGAAGCUGGACCAGCAGGACGAAAAGAAAGAUUCCAUCUCAGACGUGAGCUCGGACAAGGAGGAUGCACUAUCCAUCGACAAAUCAAAACCCGUGGCCGUGGACAGUGAAAAGAGCCUCGAUGAAGCGAUCGACGCGCCCGAAAAGAAGGAGGAGGUCGAUGCUGCCAAACCAGAGCUGGAUGCGAAGGAAAAGAAGAAGGACGAUACAUCCCCAGCUGGAGCUGACACCGGUGGCAUGGCGACAAAACCAACCAGGAAACCUCCUACGUCACGCACCGUUACUUCAUCGACCGCCAGAUCCAGGGUGGACACAGCAAGCAAAGCGUCCAAGCCUUCGGUCGAUAGAAAGCCUGCAGUAAGGAAACAAACAGAAGCAAAUAAAUCCUCACCAACAACACCGAAAAAGACGAGUUCCAUCGAAGCAAAGCUUACCAAUGGCAGUGCCACCAAAGCGGAACAGGGCGAAGAUGUGAAAAAGGCCGUCGGAAAGUCAACUGCAGCCAAAGUGGGCCCAACCUUAGGAUCAAAACCAGGCAAAUCUAGUCCGAAAGCUACUCCAGCAAAAAGUGCGAAGGAUGAAAACAACCGCAAGGUCCUCGAGGCAAGACAGCGUCCAACUAUGGCUGCCAAGCGUGAGGCUCGAAAAGACCAGGAAAAGAAGGAAACUGCUCCAGCAAAGCAAACGGAGCGUAAGCCCAUCUCGCGACGACCGAAGGGCACCGUUUCGACAUCUUCCAGCGCAAUGAACGCUGGUGGUAGUCCUGUCAAGGCCAAGAAGGUGCUCAAGUCGGAAAAGGAUGCAGUCAUCAGGAAGGCCAAGCUGGACAAGAGUGGUACCACCGAUUCGAGUCUCGUGUCAACGCCAAGCGCCGACGAAGGCGGUGUGCCCGUUCCCAAGCGACCGAUUGGAGUUGCUAUUCCAGAUGUCGCUCCUGGAGAUACCGAGACGCUGGAAGCUAUCAAGAAACAGCAGCAACUGGCCGAGCUCAAGGAAGAACAGGAAGCGGUGCGUGAGAUUGAAGCCGUGUUUAACCGCGAUCAGGCUGCACAGAAAGCUCUCAAACACCGAGAGCUUGCACUCACCGAGGAGCAUCGCGAAGUGCAGGACAGUGCCACCGAGCCGGAAGAAGAGGAGGAAUAUCUCAUCAUUGAAAAGGAAGAACAGUACACCGAGGACUCGAUCAAUGAGCCGGAGAGCAGUGCCACCAAAGAGGAAGAAAUUCAGAAACAUCAGCGCGAUUCGCAAGAGUCCGAAAAACGGAAGCGCGACAGUUUGGAAGAAGAGAAAGAGGAAAAGGUGGAUGCGGAUAAGGUUGUUGUUGUUGAGACGGCUGCCGAUGAGGAUGCCGCUGAAAGUGAAAAGCCGGAUGACGAUCAACCGCAUCAGGAAGAGGAGGAAGAUGUCGAAGCCAGUGCCCCGGCCGAGGAGCGACCUGACGACAAGGAAAGGCUUUCGCCCAAGCACAAACAAGAGCUCGAGGAGGAGGUGCAGGAUAUUAUCGCAUCAGCGAAGGAAAUCGCCAAAUCCAAGAUGGAAACCUCGAUGGACGGGCUGAAGACAGAGGAGAUCUCAUCCUUUAGCCCGGAUGAAAAAAUGAGCAGCACGAAAAAGACCAGUGACACUCGGGACGAGGAGCAGGAACUACCGAUCGGCCAUCCAAAAGACCAUAUCGAUCCCCCUCACCACGAGAGCCACCACGAGGAGCGCGUUUCGGCAACCGUCGAGUCUGGUGCGACAACGACUGCUCCAACACUUCCCGAAGACGAACGCAUACCCCUUGACGAGAUCAAGGAAGAUCUCGUGAUCGAAGAAAAGCACGUCAAGGAGGAAACAAAGGAAAUCGAAGUGGCAUCGACGAUACCAGUGGCGUCUGCUGCAGCAAUCCCAAUCGAGCAACCGAUGGGACCGGUAGUGGCAACGGAGGAAGUGCCCACUACGGCAGCUCCAUUGAAAACAGUUUAUGAGCCACUGGAACGACCGAUACCGGCUAAGAUGCAGUUCAGCGCACAGCAGGCCCAUAUGCGCGAUGUGGUGAAAACACCGGAUGAGGUUGCCGAUCUGCCGGUGCAUGAGGAGGCCGAUCUCGAGGAGGAUUACGGCGAGGAUAAGGAUAAGGAUAGUAAAGAAGAUGAGGAUAAGGACCGUGAUACGAAAGAGAAGCCAGAGGAGGAACCGAUCGUCGCAGUCUCUACGACAAUCGUGUCAUCGACACUGGCGGCGAUAGAGACUGAAGUUAAGCAACCUGAGAAGACUGAUCAAGAAAGGCAUGUAGCGGAUAAGUCAGUUGAAAGUGAUAAACCAUGUGAUACGUCAAAGAAACCAACUGAAGUGGAGGAAGUGUUCGAGAAAAUGCAAAGAGAUACCCUACUGGACAAGCCGCCAAAAUCUGACGCACAGGAACUAGAGCAACAGGAUGCUUCAAAACCACUGCUCAUGGACGAUGCCAUUUUGAGGGAUUUGGAGUCACAAAUAAUCCCAGUAGACGAUAAGCUCGAUAGUGCCGUAAAGGUGCAGCAACUGCAUCAGGUUAAACCUGACAGCAAGUUGCCAGCAGAAGCAACCGAUCAAGAUAAGCAUGAAGCGGAUGAAGACGAAACGAACAAGGUCCCAGUGGAGGAAGAGUUGAUCGUCGCACAAAAAGUAGUACCUAAGGUUCCUGAACCACCACAAACCGUAGCGUCGGUGUUGGAUGAAAUCUGGCAAACACCAUCAAAGGUCGAGGAAAAAUUGGACGAGUUGAAACAUCUAAUCGACGACAAAGCGAAGAGCACCGUGUCUGAUCUAGUGGCCAUCAAGGACACUAUGGUGAAAACUGUUGCCGAACGGAAGGAGGAAAUCAUCGAUACCGUUGUAGUAGAGGUCAAGGAUGCGGAUCAAAAAGUAAAAGAGAUCCUUGAAGACGCUGGCAAAGAAGUGGAACAAAUGGUUGUUCAAACUGCACAAGAGGUGGUAAAAGGUAUUACCGAUAAAGCUGACUCCGUGCUUGACGAUCUGCAAGCUAAGACCAAGCUGAUCGACGAUGAACUAACAGCCACCACUUCUAAGAUGGACGCGAAAGUGGAUUCCGUAGUCCAAGAGGUUUCGCAAGCUGCUACAAAGGUAGAUGAAACGCUGGUUAACAUCGCAGCAGAAACGAGCGAACUGGAAAAGCUAGCGAAAGAUCUCAAACAAGAUGUUAUCAGCCAGUUGGAUAGUACCAAACAACAGCUCGAACAAGACCUUACGAAAGAGGUAGAAAAGGUGCAAGACAAAGCGAAAACUGGCAUUAGCUCUUUCUUCGGAAGCAUCACGGAAGGCAUUAAAAGUGGAAUCGAGAAAAUGGCAGACAAAGUGGAACACAAGAUCAAAGAUAAAACCGAGGAAGUUGAAGUCAAAUUGCAACAAGUCACAGAAAAAAUUGACAGUCUCCAAAUGGAGCGCAAUUUAGAAUCGGUCGCAGCAGCACACCAAGAGUCGGAACAACAAGCAUACGAUCGAUUUGGAGGCCCUUACGAGCGAAGCUAUACCCAGGAGUUGCGUGAAACGCAUAUUACGACACUCGAUUCUCCGGUCUCAGAUGGGGAUAAACUAAAUAUGGAAUUGAAAUCCAUGGUUAACAUUCCGCAAGAUAUCGACGAAGACAAGGAGCUCGAAGAGCUGGAGGCUAACAAAAACAUGGGUUCAUUUGUGAUCGAGGACAUCAAGUACAGUGCUUUUGAUGAUGCUAAUCUGCGCGAGAUCAAAGAGGAGGAAGAGGAAGAUCGGGUUUCUCCACCACAAGGAGCCUCGGAGAAGCUUGACCCAGUCAUUGGCAUGAUGCCACCACGCGCGCGUACUCCGGAAGAUGUGGCCAAGAUUGUGGCCAAUGUAGCGGAAGUCUUGAAGUCCGAUAAGGACUUAGAGGAAAUCAUUCCUGGUUUCGAUCCUCAGGAGCUGGAGCGAAAGCUUUCCCAAGGUGCUGCGCGUGAGGAAGAUGUAGGCACAGUACAGCGAAUGCUCGUUACGGCCAGCAGCGAAGAUGGUGGCGAAGAGACGGUCAUUUGUGCCGAUGGGACUAUCACAUUCUCAAAGUCAGCCACGCCAGAACCCAUUCAGGGUUCCGGCACGACUACUCCUGAGAUUAAGGUGCAGGAGGAGAAUGAAGACGAAGAGGAUGACGCCGAGUCGCAUAUGCCCACAAAGGAUGCUACUGACGUGAAGCGAACAGGAGAUGAAAAGGGAAGCCCUGCAUCGUCAGGCAAAUCGUCGCCAGAUCUAAAAACAUCUCCCACAUCAAUCGAAGAGAAGGACAAACACGAAUUACCUGAGAAAGUGGUUCAGGUCGAGGUGGCAAAACCAAAGAUGCCUGAAGAAACUAUUGACAUGGUGAGCGAUAUCCGUAAGGAAUCGUUAGCCGAUCAUCAAACAUACGAUCAAAUCGAUGAUACUAGACGUGAGUCCGCCAUUAGUACAUUCAGUGAGCGAGAUUAUACCAAGGAUGAAAGCUCUUUCGUCGAUGAACGUGAUUCGUCUCGGGCGCAUUCGAUAUCAAGUCACAUCAGUGAUCUAAAAGAAGACCCAACCGAUCUAAAAUCAGUGGCAGACUUUUUAAAGGAAUCUGAAAAAGAUCACGAUCAAGUAUUUGUUGAAACAGACGGCAAAAUGAAGGAGCUUUCUAGUCCUGAAUCCAUUACAAGUCAAAAAACGGUAUCAGAGAAGGAUCAGAUUGUUGUAGGCGGAACUGCUGCCUCAUCAAUUGAGCCAGCUGCUGCAUCCGAUAUGACUAUUGAUGCUAAAGCACAGGUCGAAACGGGUGAGUUUUCUCGUCCAGAAUCUCCAGCAAGUGUGGGAGACACUUGCCUUCCAGAAUCGACAGUGCCACAUAGCACAACCAGAGAUGUUCACGAACAACCCAUUCAAAUGCGACAACAGUUGAAAGAAUCUGCAUCAUUGGAUCUCGCAGAAGAACUGCAGGAAGAAACAAGCUUUUCUCGUCCUGCAUCACCAGCUAGCGCAGAAGAUAUAUCUCGACCUGCUUCUGCUGCAAGUGGACCUGCUGACAAGGCUCCGUCUGAGAAGUCCGUCGAUUUGAAGGCUGAGACCAAGGAGGAGUCCCGACCUGCUUCUGCUGCAAGUGGACCUGCUGACAAGGCUCCGUCUGAUAAGUCCGAUGAGCUGAAGGCUGAUGCCAAGGAGGAGUCUCGUCCUGCUUCUGCUGCAAGUGGACCAGCUGACAAGGCUCCGUCUGAGAAGUCCGUCGAUCUCAAGGCUGAGACCAAGGAGGAGUCCCGUCCUGCUUCUGCUGCAAGUGGACCAGCUGACAAAGCUCCGUCUGAGAAGUCCGUCGAUCUCAAGGCUGAGACCAAGGAGGAGUCUCGACCUGCUUCUGCUGCAAGUGGACCAGCUGACAAGGCUCCAUCUGAUAAGUCCGAUGAGCUGAAGGCUGAUGCCAAGGAGGAGUCCCGACCUGCUUCUGCUGCAAGUGGACCAGCUGACAAGGCUCUGUCUGAGAAGUCUGUCGAUCUCAAGGCUGAUGACAAGGAGGAGUCCCGUCCUGCUUCUGCUGCAAGUGGACCAGCUGACAAGGCUCCGUCUGAGAAAUCUGUCGGGCUGAAAGCUGAUGACAAGGAGGAGUCCCGUCCUGCUUCUGCUGCAAGUGGACCAGCUGACAAGGCUCUGUCUGAGAAGUCCGUCGAUCUCAAGGCUGAGACCAAUGAGGAGUCCCGUCCUGCUUCUGCUGCAAGUGGACCAGCUGACAAGGCUCCGUCUGAGAAGUCCGUCGAUCUCAAGGCUGAGACCAAGGAGGAGUCUCGACCUGCUUCUGCUGCAAGUGGACCAGCUGACAAGGCUCCGUCUGAGAAGUCCGUCGAUCUCAAGGCUGAUGCCAAGGAAGAGUCCCGUCCUGCUUCUGCUGCAAGUGGACCAGCUGACAAGGCUCCGUCUGAGAAGUCCGUCGAUCUCAAGGCUGAUGCCAAGGAGGAGUCCCGACCUGCUUCUGCUGCAAGUGGACCAGCUGACAAGGCUCCGUCUGAGAAGUCCGUCGAUCUCAAGGCUGAGACCAAGGAGGAGUCCCGACCUGCUUCUGCUGCAAGUGGACCAACUGACAAGGCUCCGUCUGAGAAGUCCGAUGAGCUGAAGGCUGAUGACAAGGAGGAGUCCCGACCUGCUUCUGCUGCAAGUGGACCAGCUGACAAGGCUCCGUCUGAGAAGUCCGAUGAGCUGAAGGCUGAUGUCAAGGAGGAGUCCCGACCUGCUUCUGCUGCAAGUGGACCAGCUGACAAGGCUCCGUCUGAGAAGUCCGUCGAUCUCAAGGCUGAUACCAAGGAGGAGUCCCGUCCUGCUUCUUCUGCGAGUGGACCAGCUGACAAGGCUCCGUCUGAGAAGUCCGUCGAUCUCAAGGCUGAGACCAAGGAGGAGUCCCGACCAGCUUCUGCUGCAAGUGGACCAGCUGACAAGGCUCCGUCUGAGAAGUCCGUCGAUCUCAAGGCUGAUGACAAGGAGGAGUCCCGACCUGCUUCUGCUGCAAGUGGACCAGCUGACAAGGCUCCAUCUGCUAAGUCCGAUGAGCUGAAGGCUGAUGCCAAGGAGGAGUCUCGUCCUGCUUCUGCUGCAAGUGGACCAGCUGACAAGGCUCCGUCUGAGAAGUCCGUCGAUCUCAAGGCUGAGACCAAGGAGGAGUCCCGACCUGCUUCUGCUGCAAGUGGACCAGCUGACAAGGCUCCGUCUGAGAAGUCCGUCGAUCUCAAGGCUGAUGCCAAGGAGGAGUCCCGACCAGCUUCUGCUGCAAGUGGACCAGCUGACAAGGCUCCGUCUGAGAAGUCCGUCGAUCUCAAGGCUGAUGACAAGGAGGAGUCCCGACCUGCUUCUGCUGCAAGUGGACCAGCUGACAAGGCUCCAUCUGCUAAGUCCGAUGAGCUGAAGGCUGAUGCCAAGGAGGAGUCCCGAUCUGCUUCUGCUGCAAGUGGACCAGCUGACAAGGCUCCAUCUGCUAAGUCCGAUGAGCUGAAGGCUGAUGCCAAGGAGGAGUCCCGACCUGCUUCUGCUGCAAGUGGACCAGCUGACAAGGCUCCGUCUGAGAAGUCCAUCGAUCUCAAGGCUGAGACUAGGGAGGAGUCCAGACCUGCUUCUGCUGCAAGUGGACCAGCUGACAAGGCUCCGUCUGAGAAGUCCGUCGAUCUCAAGGCUGAUGCCAAGGAGGAGUCCCGUCCUGCUUCUGCUGCAAGUGGACCAGCUGACAAGGCUCCGUCUGAGAAGUCCAUCGAUCUCAAGGCUGAUGACAAGGAGGAGUCCCGACCUGCUUCUGCUGCAAGUGGACCUGCUGACAAGGCUCCGUCUGAGAAGUCCGUCGAUCUCAAGGCUGAUGACAAGGAGGAGUCCCGACCUGCUUCUGCUGCAAGUGGACCAGCUGACAAGGCUCCAUCUGAUAAGUCCGAUGAGCUGAAGGCUGAUGCCAAGGAGGAGUCCCGACCAGCUUCUGCUGCAAGUGGACCAGCUGACAAGGCUCCGUCAGAGAAGUCCAUCGAUCUCAAGGCUGAGACCAAGGAGGAGUCCCGUCCUGCUUCUGCUGCAAGUGGACCAGCUGACAAGGCUCCGUCUGAGAAGUCCGUCGAUCUCAAGGCUGAUGCCAAGGAGGAGUCCCGACCUGCUUCUGCUGCAAGUGGACCAGCUGACAAGGCUCCGUCUGAGAAGUCCGUCGAUCUCAAGGCUGAUAACAAGGAGGAGUCCCGACCUGCUUCUGCUGCAAGUGGACCAGCUGACAAGGCUCUGUCUGAGAAGUCCGUCGAUCUCAAGACUGAUGCCAAGGAGGAGUCCCGUCCUGCUUCUGCUGCAAGUGGACCAGCAGACAAGGCUCCGUCUGAGAAGUCCGUCGAUCUCAAGGCUGAGACCAAGGAGGAGUCCCGUCCUGCUUCUGCUGCAAGUGGACCAGCUGACAAGGCUCCGUCUGAGAAGUCCGUCGAUCUCAAGGCUGAGACCAAGGAGGAGUCCCGACCUGCUUCUGCUGCAAGUGGAUCAGCUGACAAGGCUCCGUCUGAGAAGUCCGAUGAGCUGAAGGCUGAUGCCAAGGAGGAGUCCCGUCCUGCUUCUGCUGCAAGUGGACCAGCUGACAAGGCUCCGUCUGAGAAGUCCAUCGAUCUCAAGGCUGAUGCCAAGGAGGAGUCCCGACCUGCUUCUGCUGCAAGUGGACCAGCUGAUAAGGCUCUGUCUGAGAAGUCCGUCGAUCUCAAGGCUGAUGACAAGGAGGAGUCCCGACCUGCUUCUGCUGCAAGUGGACCAGCUGACAAGGCUCCGUCUGAGAAGUCCGUCGAUCUCAAGGCUGAUGCCAAGGAGGAGUCCCGUCCUGCUUCUGCUGCAAGUGGACCAGCUGACAAGGCUGCGUCUGAGAAGUCCGUCGAUCUCAAGGCUGAGACCAAGGAGGAGUCCCGACCUGCUUCUGCUGCAAGUGGACCUGCUGACAAGGCUCCGUCUGAGAAGUCCGUCGAUCUCAAGGCUGAUGACAAGGAGGAGUUCCAACCUGCUUCUGCUACAAGUGGACCAGCUGACAAGGCUCCGUCUGAGAAGUCCGAUGAGCUCAAGGCUGAGACCAAGGAGGAGUCCCGACCUGCUUCUGCUGCAAGUGGACUAGCUGACAAGGCUCCGUCUGAGAAGUCCGUCGAUCUCAAGGCUGAUGACAAGGAGGAGUCCCGUCCUGCGUCUGCUGCAAGUGGACCAGCUGACAAGGCUCCGUCUGAGAUGUCCGUUGAUUUCAAGGCUGAGACCAAGGAGGAGUCCCGUCCUGCUUCUGCUGCAAGUGGACCUGCUGACAAGGCUCCGUCUGAUAAGUCCGAUGAGCUGAAGGCUGAUGCCAAGGAGGAGUCUCGUCCUGCUUCUGCUGCAAGUGGACCAGCUGACAAGGCUCCGUCUGAGAAGUCCGUCGAUCUCAAGGCUGAUGCCAAGGAGGAGUCCCGACCUGCUUCUGCUGCAAGUGGACCAGCUGACAAGGCUCCAUCUGAUAAGUCUGAUGAGCUGAAGGCUGAUGCCAAGGAGGAUUCUCGACCUGCUUCUGCUGCAAGUGGACCAGCUGACAAGGCUCUGUCUGAUAAGUCCGUCGAUCUCAAGGCUGAGACCAAGGAGGAGUCUCGACCUGCUUCUGCUGCAAGUGGACCAGCUGACAAGGCUCCAUCUGACAAGUCCGAUGAGCUGAAGGCUGAUGCCAAGGAGGAGUCUCGUCCUGCUUCUGUUGCAAGUGGACUAGUUGACAAGGCUCCGUCUGAGAAGUCCGUCGAUCUCAAGGCUGAGACCAAGGAGGAGUCCCAACCUGCUUCUGCUGCAAGUGGACCAGCUGACAAGGCUCCGUCUGAGAAGUCCAUCGAGCUGAAGGCUGAUGACAAGGAAGAGUCUCGACCUGCUUCUGCUGCAAGUGGACCAGCUGAUAAGGCUCUGUCUGAGAAGUCCAAUGAGCUGAAGGCUGAUGACAAGGAGGAGUCCCGACCUGCUUCUGCUGCAAGUGGACCAGCUGACAAGGCUCCGUCUGAGAAGUCCAUCGAUCUCAAGGCUGAGACCAAGGAGGAGUCCCGUCCUGCUUCUGCUGCAAGUGGACCAGCUGACAAGGCUCCGUCUGAGAAGUCCGUCGAGCUGAAGGCUGAUGACAAGGAAGAGUCCCGUCCUGCUUCUGCUGCAAGUGGACCAGCUGAUAAGGCUCUGUCUGAGAAGUCCAAUGAGCUGAAGGCUGAUGACAAGGAGGAGUCCCGACCUGCUUCUGCUGCAAGUGGACCAGCUGACAAGGCUCCGUCUGAGAAGUCCAUCGAUCUCAAGGCUGAGACCAAGGAGGAGUCCCGACCUGCUUCUGCUGCAAGUGGACCAGCUGACAAGGCUCCGUCUGAGAAGUCCGUCGAUCUCAAGGCUGAGACCAAGGAGGAGUCCCGACCAGCUUCUGCUGCAAGUGGACCAGCUGACAAGGCUCCGUCUGAGAAGUCCGUCGAUCUCAAGGCUGAUGACAAGGAGGAGUCCCGACCUGCUUCUGCUGUAAGUGGACCAGCUGACAAGGCUCCGUCUGAGAAGUCCAUCGAUCUCAAGGCUGAGACCAAGGAGGAGUCCCGACCUGCUUCUGCUGCAAGUGGACCAGCUGACAAGGCUUCGUCUGAGAAGUCCGUCGAUCUCAAGGCUGAUGACAAGGAGGAGUCCCGACCAGCUUCUGCUGCAAGUGGACCAGCUGACAAGGCUCCGUCAGAGAAGUCCAUCGAUCUCAAGGCUGAGACCAAGGAGGAGUCCCGACCUGCUUCUGCUGCAAGUGGACCAGCUGACAAGGCUCCGUCUGAGAAGUCCGUCGAUCUCAAGGCUGAUGACAAGGAGGAGUCCCGACCUGCUUCUGCUGCAAGUGGACCAGCUGACAAGGCUCGGUCUGAGAAGUCCGUUGAGCUGAAAGCUGAUGACAAGGAGGAGUCCCGUCCUGCUUCUGCUGCAAGUGGACCAGCUGACAAAGCUCCGUCUGAAAAGUCCGUCGAUCUCAAGGCAGAUGCCAAACAAGAGUCCCGACCUGCUUAUAGUGCAAGUGUAACUAGUGACAAAGCACCAUCAGACAAAUCGGUUGAUCAUAAAACCGAUGUGGAAACAUCCUGUGCAUCCUCAUUUAUGAAAUUUGAGGAGUCUUUAUCGCGCCGAGAAUCAUCCACUACCACCAAAGACGAACGCCCUGCUUCAGCAAUGAGCGAUGGUGAAGAAGAUGACUUCGAGACAAAAGUGGUUAUGAAGGAAACCCGAUCCAAAUCUAUGUCAGCCGUGGCCACAUCUUCUGUACAACGUCCCGGAUUUGAAGGUAGCACAUUGGGAGUACUAGAAGAAUCGGUCAUAUCUUCCCGUGACGAUCUUGAUACAUUGCGCAGCCCUCGUGAUAGUGUAACAAAAAUAGAUCCCACGUUCGUCCCACACCAAUCGGAGCGAACCAUGGUAAAGUCUUUUAAGCCAUUGUUUAGUGACAAUCCACAGUUCCCGGGAGAGAAGGAUGAUAUACACAAGCCAGAUGCAACGAGUACGUUCCCAAAAUGCGGCCUGGACAGUACCGAAAGCCCUGAGCAUGGCGCAUCUAUUGCAAAAGGCAUGGAUCAGCUACUAAAAGAUACAGUCACCUCCAUGAAAGAAAUUGAAAAGAUGACUUCCACUGUCAUUUCCUCCACGGUCUCUAAAAAGGAGGAAUCAACAACAGAAGGCAAGACCUCUGGAACAUCCACCAUGAGCGCAUUCCCGAUGUCUCUCGAUAGUGGUAAAUCGUCUCCUUAUCUUGCUGACAAAUCGCAGGAGUCCAGUGCAAAAUCGGUCAGUCCGCAACAGGACAAAGACUCGCUUGACGAGAGCUCCACAUCGUUCAACACAUUCAUUGAGAAGGAUAGCUUAUCGGAAAAGACCCAACAGCAGCAACACAUUUCUAUUCGCAUGAAUACAACUGGCGAAGCAAUAACAACUGAAACUACCGCAACCACAACUGAGAGGAUUGCAGACGAAUUGCUCUUUGCUGGUAAUAAAACACCACCAACUGCUCCAAUUAGUCCGAACGUUGCAGCAAAAGAUGGUAUGAGUAUAACCCAAACUCAUUGCGAGUCUUCAACUCUGUCUAGCUCGACGUCUGUUGCAUCAGCGACAAUGACACUGGCGAGUACUGCUAUGACGACUGCGCCGACUGGUCCGACAGCGCCAAAGGACGAUGCAUCUGGUAUUUCAACACCUAAAGAGUCUGUACCAUCUGGCAAGUCGAGCCCGGGGCUGAUGUCCGUGCACACGCAGGGUAGUACGGACAGUGCUUCCAAAUCGAUCAACUUGGGCCACAGCAGUUCAGGUAUUGAGACAUCAGAUUCAUCGCCAAAGCCAACAUCGCCCUUCCCGAAGGUGGUCGUCGACACGCUAAAACUUGCGGACGAGGCAAAGACCACCUCCGGCAUGAGCACACCGGACAUGACGCGUUCCUCAACGCCAGACAUGGUCGACUCACAGAUCGAGCGCAUUGCCACUACGACAGCGAGCGGGGAGAAGAGCGACUCUCAAACUACUGUUACGACUACGACGACGACGACAAAGACCACGACGUACAUCAUUAAGGAUGGACAAAAGAUUGAGGUCGACAGCAACGUGCAUAGUGACACAGUUAGCAAAACGGAAACACAGCAACCCGAUGCUUCUGCCGUCCCCUCCGGUGGAGUAUCGUCCACCACCACAACAACUUACAUUGUGAAAGAAGAUGGACAAAAGAUCGAAGUGGACAGCAGCCAACACGCCGAUCAGAUGUCGCAAUCGAUCGUUUCCAUCAAAGCGUCGGCUCCUACCCAGCUAACGCUGGCCGGUACCGAGGAGCGCAGUUUCGCCGAGGACUACGAUGAAAAGGAUGUGCUAUCACCGCGAUCCGACAUUUCCUCUGGACAGGCAUCCCGCAUUGUGGCCGGAUGGCACGACGAGGAUGUACCUGGCUCGCCGAUGAGCGUCACUUCGCAAGCUCCACUGUCUCCCAGCACUAAAUACACCUACGACUACGACCUGCAGCAUUCGAGCUCGGGUGUGAGCAAAAAAUCUGACAUUGAAAUUGACCAGGACAGCCAGGAAGACGUCGUUCCGCCGCAGUACGGCAGCGAGGAAGCGAAAUCGGCCAUUCCCAUCACUUCCAGCUACAAAGCAGACCCAAUGAGCACCUCGUUUUACGGCCAGCUGCCAGAAGUUCCGUCAAUGACCAUGGCCUCAAGCACCACUCGUUCGAUCCCGAUUCCGAUUACCGGUACCGCUAAAGGCUUUUCCAAACCGUACGUAGAGUAUGCGUCCAGUGGCGACAGCAGUGUCGAUUCCAGCCACAAGCCAUCGAUGACGGGUGACCGCAAGUAUCUGGACGAGGCAGAUCUUGACUUUGAAAAAGCAUUCAGCAGCGCCAGCAGCACCAAGAUGGACGAUCUGAUGACGACGUCAAUGCACUUUUCGAGCGAGAAAGAGUUUAUGGCCGCUACAUCCACUAUCGCUGCCAGUAUGGCCCAGGCGCAAAAGAUGGAAAUGGAUUUCACUUCAACCGGACUUCCGUCGUCGGUGACGACCACUGUCACGGGAGCACAGCCGAGUGCAGCUGUCGCCACUCCGUCUCAGCUCCCGCCAGCACAACCACAAGCGCAAUCACAAUCAACUCAACCACAAUCAACUACCCAGCCGGCCGGACACUCCACAAGUACGGCUGCGGCCGAAGCGAAGAGCGUGCUCGAUUCAUGGGGCAAACCACUGGGACUUCCAUCGCCAGCGCCCAUGACAGCCGAUGAUAACAAGACGACGCCGAAGAAGGAACGCCGCAUGCUGAUGAGCAAAACGAAGCUGAACAACGAGAAGAACCUCCGCAAGCGAGCCGAAUCUCCUACCAAAGCAUCUGCGAAAAAGUGUACCACUCCCGUCUACGUUGACCUGUCAUACGUGCCACAUCACGGCAACUCGUACUACGCGAACGUCGAGUUCUUCAAGCGAGUGCGUGCCCGAUACUACGUUUUCUCCGGUACGGAACCGAGCCGGGAGGUGUACAAUGCCCUGCUGGAGGCCAAACAAACCUGGGAAGAUAAAGAAUUAGAGGUAACUAUCAUUCCAACGUACGACACCGAUGUGCUUGGCUACUGGGUUUCGGAGAACGAGGAACUGCUCGCCAAGUAUCACAUCGAUCUGUCUCCAAGCGCCGCACGGUGUACAAUCAAUCUGCAGGAUCACGAGACGUCCUGUUCAGCCUAUCGGCUCGAGUUCUAGGCACCGGGGCGGAUCAUAGCAUUCACCGGCCAGACCAUGGACGAUGUGGAUGUGGACACCCAGCAAUAGCAGUAGGAGAUCUCAUCAGUACCAAGUUAUGCGCUGGCUUUCCCUUCCGUACCAUCUUUUAGGCGGAGGAGAUGAAGAAAGCUGGCCAACGUGAGUAGACACACUUUAGUUCGGUUCUUUGUACCGCAAAGACCUGCCGAUUGAUCGAUUGCACUCGUUCAAUUGUUAGUUGUACGUAUCUAGUCCUAGCGAGCGCAUCCUGGAAAUGCAGCUAUGUUAAGUUACAAUUAGACAUUUUCCUCCAACGGAAAGGUAUAGAACGAAAAGGAAUGGAAACAAGACUCAGCGUCAGCUAAAGCAAGAGGUUUUUAGAUAGAACACGACCGAGCGAACUCAAACGGUGGAAAGGAAUAGCAGGGAUACAAGAUAAUUUAAACGAAGAGCUUACUUUGUAGAGCAGACCCUUUAUCCCGCACACGCAUUUGUUCUUGAGCUUCCGGCUAGAAGACGCCUAGUUUAGGGAUGAUACAAAUAGAACGCAAGAAGUGUCCGUAAUGAGACAAACGAUAGUCUACCUGAAUUUUUUGAAUCUCCCUUUUGAAUCCUACAGACACUGCUUCUUUCUCUCUCAUCCAACGUUCCGACGGCGAGAGGCAAACACUUUUUCUUCCGCCAUAGCUUAGGCCGCUGUACCAAUCGCCGUGCACCGGUACAACAUUGCAAGGGGUUUUGCACCCUGUAGUUAGUUGUGAUAAAGUUUACUUGUUGAUUGAGCAGCAUUACUCCACAAGCUAGGUUGCAAUGUCAUAUACCAGAGAACAGAACGGCUUCUGGCCGUGUAGGUUACACCUUCGUUGCACAGUCGUACCCGUUGGCAACUCGUCUGAAUACGUGCACAGCCGGGCACACACAGCAAAGGGUGGCAGCAUUGGGGAGAUACAAACGCACAACAUCCGUCUAAAGUCUACACCCAUACCGAUGAUAAUCGUAUGUCGCAACCAAAUCGAUCGUCGUUCGCUAGAUCUGCAUCAGACAAAUGCAACUGUUAACGUACGUACAACAUGCAGCACCGUCAGGCAAUCGUUACAUUGCACCAAUUACUAAUUCCAAGAAGAGGUAUGGCCGAGUUCGUGCCAUACCGGACGAUACAUAACGGGUCGGUUCAUCAGGGAGCAUAAACAGGAGCGAGGAUGAGUUUUUGGCAUGGCCAUUCCUGGGAUUGCUGUUCUUUUUUAGGAUUGCAAGGUAGUCAAACAAGCAAAGCAUAUACGCAAUGCCAUUUUGGAAGAUGGUCGAAACAUACGGGAGUUGGUUGAGAAGGGAUUUUUUGCUUUUCGGAGACUGUGGUUACAAUACAAAACUUUUAUACACCAGCUUACAAAAUCAUCAUCACCUCCAGUGCAACACAGACGGCUUGCCGUCUUGAUCGCCUAAAGUACCCAGCAAUGGAAUCCACCCAGUAACAGAGGAUAGGUAAACCGUGUUUAGGUAGGUAGAUAACGUAUCUUACGCAUCUUAUGAGAAUCGAAGCGAAGACGAUCGCUCACUGUAAGACGUCCACUACAGACUGGAGAACCACUUCACACGUCUCCCUUUCAGCGAACAAAAAAAACCACAUUGACACACGUCAGCCACAAUGCGUAGAGAAAGCCCAAGUGUGCCCAAGCGGCGUUUGCCAUAUUUCGGGGGAGUUGCCAACGCUGCGAACUGCAGCGGAAAGGUGUAAAAACAACCUAAGGACGACAAAUAUCCCCAAAAAUAUCAAAGUUGCGCGCACCACGUAUAACCGAUGAGCUUUGAUGCGGACAGGAGAGUCUAUUUACUUAAAUCACUAAUGUUGUUGAUCGUACACGUCAAACUUUCGUGGCACAAAGAUAAACUAAACAUUCCUUAUGCUAUAGCGACUCAGUGUGCGCGGUGUGAUCCUUCAAGCACGCGUGCGUUUGUUUGUAUGGGUCUGUGGGCCAGUGGAUGAUCCAGAGAGAGACAUGAUAGUUAUAUUUUUCUAUAUCACCUCUCUCUCGCUCUCCCUCUCUAACACACAAAAACGUGCGUUAUAUGAAAAGCACGAGCAGCACUGGCCCACAUGGAAUGGACAACAGACCGAAUGGAUGAAUUACUACUUAAAGGCAACACACACUUUUCCAUAAUGCAAUUUCGUCAUCUAAAUAAAUGAACAUCAUUUAUCACCACAGCUGAACUAUAUGAGCGAUUGAUUAUAGCAAACAAGAGGAUAAACAAAACUCUAUUUAUCUAAAUAUAGUCUGAACAAAAGACGAUUUAAGAGAGAAAGAGAGAGAGAUGAAAAACAACAAACCAAGAUGUACCAUGUUACUACAUUUAAUCUUCCUUAGAGCAAAGUGAAUAUUACCAAAUCAAGCAGAAAAAGGGGCGCCAAAUAUGCCACAAGAAUGUUGUUGUUGAAUGAAUGCCUAUAGUACAUUUCAGGGCGGUGGGUGGGUGGUGUGAGAGUUGAAUAGAUCAUAAAUCAAAUUUUCCUAUACUUCAUCGAGAUGCACGCUCACAAAGCGCGAUACUACAUCCCCAAAUUGUUCAUGGAACGUGUUAUCCCUCUGAAAGAAACUUUCAGCUAUAGUUAAAAACAAAGGCAAACACAAACCAAUAGGAAACAUAGGCAGGCCACGCAUUUAAUGCAUCAAAGAAAAUCGGAGCCUACACAUACAGGAGAUAAAGGGGGGGGGGGAAACGUAUUUAACACACUUCACACACGAGUUGAUAAUGAUGAUAAUGAUAGCGAUAUAAGCCCAUGAGACAGUUCAAAUGAAGCAACUUGCGAACAACAAAACAUUUAAACAACACAACGUGCAGCAGCGGCACGAAACCGCAAGGCUACGUGCGGGGCGAAAGGGAACGAAAGAAACCGAAACACAAGACGAAUGUUCAACUAAUAAAUGUAUUAUUUGUUAGCACGAGAGAAAUGCGCUCCAGCAGCAGCAUUAGCCGAUCGAUUUGUGUUACAAGCGGCGGUGUUAAUUAAUGAAUAAAAUACACUAUAUAACGA
This is a messenger RNA of Anopheles coluzzii, 20564 nucleotides long. It is a transcript of the gene futsch, whose product is annotated as microtubule-associated protein futsch. Gene Ontology annotation, molecular function: microtubule binding; actin binding. The record is from RefSeq and is a predicted model, not a curated record. Gene Ontology annotation, cellular component: microtubule associated complex; cytosol; dendrite. Gene Ontology annotation, biological process: regulation of microtubule depolymerization; microtubule cytoskeleton organization; dendrite development. NCBI's taxonomy places the organism in Eukaryota, Metazoa, Arthropoda, Insecta, Diptera, Culicidae. The transcript has 7 exons. The coding region runs from base 1994 to 17533 and encodes 5179 amino acids.